Anthonomus grandis grandis is the source of this 2003-nucleotide messenger RNA. RefSeq names its product innexin inx3. The transcript is spliced from 7 exons. Gene Ontology annotation, biological process: phototransduction. Gene Ontology annotation, molecular function: gap junction channel activity. Bases 296 to 1471 code for a protein of 391 amino acids. Gene Ontology annotation, cellular component: plasma membrane; gap junction. NCBI's taxonomy places the organism in Eukaryota, Metazoa, Arthropoda, Insecta, Coleoptera, Curculionidae. The record is from RefSeq and is a predicted model, not a curated record.
CCGUUCGGUUAGUCCCAAGAAAAGAACGGCAGUUCGCUGACGAGGUUUCAUCUUAGUACCGCGCGCUGGCAGUACUUUUAACUAACGAAAUGGUGCAUUUAUAAAGAAAUACCCUUUAACCACCUUAUUUUAGUGUUUUACCCGUUUGUGAUCGUUUAAUAAAUAUUGAGUGUAUCACUGAUUAAAUUCACAGGUGAAAGAAGAUACCUGUUGCACCAUCUUGGAUUUAAUACCUGUUUUACCACAAGUAGUACCACCAGUUCUUGUUUCAGUUGAAAGAUAUUAAGCGAUCAACAUGACCGUGUUGGGUAUGGCAUCCGCGGUGGCGGGCUUCAUCAAAGUCCGCUACCUAAUGGACAAGGCGAUGAUCGACAACGUGAUCUUCAGGGCCCAUUAUAGGGUCACCUCGGCCAUUUUGUUUUUGUGCUGUAUCAUCGUUACGGCCAACAAUCUCAUCGGUGAUCCAAUUCAGUGUAUCAACGAUAGAGGUGUGCCUGGACACGUGAUUAACACUUACUGUUGGAUCACGUACACCUUCACCCUGCCCCAUGAACAAAACAAAGUGGUGGGCCAAGAGGUGGCCCAUCCGGGCUUGGGCAAUGAUUAUCAGGAGAAGAGGUACCACAGCUACUACCAGUGGGUGCCUUUUGUCUUAUUUUUCCAAGGUGUACUGUUCUAUGUGCCCCACUGGUUCUGGAAAAACUGGGAACAAGGAAAAGUCCGAAUGAUCUCUGAAGGGCUGCGUGGUUUACUGAUCGGGGAAAAGGCGGAGAGGGAGCACAGACAGAACCGCUUGGUGCAGUAUUUGGUGGAGACCAUGCACCAGCACAACACUUACGCUUUUGGUUAUUUUAUUUGUGAGGCGUUGAAUUUUGUUAAUGUCAUCUGCAACAUGGUACUGACCGACAGGUUUUUGGGAGGCGCUUUUAUGAGUUAUGGUACCGAUGUGGUGAAGUUUUCCAAUAUGAACCAGGAGAAUAGGACUGAUCCUAUGGUGGCGGUGUUCCCCAGGGUUACCAAAUGUACUUUUCAUAAAUAUGGUCCGACCGGUUCGAUUCAGCGUCACGACGCCCUCUGCGUCUUGGCCCUGAACAUCCUAAACGAAAAAAUCUACAUUUUCCUUUGGUUCUGGUUUAUCAUUUUGGCGGUACUGUCGGGGGUGGCGAUCGUUUACUCGGCGGCGGUAGUUACCAUGCCCACCACCAGGGAAACGAUUUUGAGGAGGAGAUUUAGAUUUGGGGCGCCCAAUGCGGUCGAUACUAUCGUGAGGAAAACCCAGGUGGGCGAUUUCCUGCUGCUCCACCUGCUGGGCCAAAACCUGAACAUGGCGGUGUUCAACGAGAUCCUGGACGAGUUCGUGCGCCGACUGAACUUCGGCAGCAACAGUAAUUUACCUUCUGCCCCCAGCACCAUCGAGAUGACCCCCAUUUAUCCGGAAAUCGAGAAGUUCGGCAAAGAAACCGAGACAUAAUUGGGCACUUUUUAACUUUUUUUUUUUUUAAUCUAGGCUAAUUUUAUACAAUUUUAUACUUUUAGUGUUUCGUAGUUGAUUUUUAAGCGUAAAUGUGAUGCUAUUUAUAGAUCAUAUUAGGAGUAGUUUAAUUUAGUUGUUAAGUGAAUAUAUUAUAUCCGAAGAUGAUGAUGAUGAUACAUGGAGCAGCAGAGAAGUCCGCACAAUAGAAAAUAGCUCGGGCCGAAACCACCCUGUAUAUAAACAGUAGGCGGGGCUAUGAUAAGUUUAGGUUAAGUACAUUUAGGUAAUUUCAACGGUCGUAUCAGAUUUAUUGCAUUUAUUUUAUUUUAUCGUAUUUGCUUGAUGACGAAAUGAGAAUAUAGACAUAUCCUUAAUAGUUUAGCUUUUUUUUAGGCUUUUUGUAAAGUUAAGACUGCUUUUUUUUAUUAUAGACUAAAAUAGAUGGCGUGGAUCUUAUUGUUUUAAUAUUUUAAUAAUAGUGUUUUGUAGCCUUAUAAUUUUUAAUAAAUUUCUAUUGGUGUAAGGAUAA